This is a messenger RNA of Lagopus leucura (white-tailed ptarmigan), 1800 nucleotides long. It is a transcript of the gene ARGLU1, whose product is annotated as arginine and glutamate rich 1. The record is from RefSeq and is a predicted model, not a curated record. Bases 261 to 1091 code for a protein of 276 amino acids. Gene Ontology annotation, molecular function: cadherin binding. Lineage: Eukaryota; Metazoa; Chordata; Aves; Galliformes; Phasianidae. Gene Ontology annotation, cellular component: nucleoplasm; mitochondrion. The transcript is spliced from 4 exons.
CGGCGCGGUGCAUUGUGGGGCGGAAGCAGAGAGUCACCGCUCCGUUAGGGCCGCCAUCUUGUCUGCGUCCGGACCUGCUGCUGUCCUCGGGGCCUGCUCGUUCUCCUCGUCGCGUGAAGCGGUAGAGAGAGUGAGGACGCGGCGCAAGGCCGGGCGGUGCUGAUGCGUGCGGGGUCUCCUCGCUUCUCCCUCGGGCGCCGCUAGUAGAAGGGGCGGGAGUAGCCGGGCGGUCUCCGGCGCGGCCUUUCCUCUCGGCCGGGAUGGGUCGGUCCCGCAGCCGGAGCUCGUCCCGCUCCAAGCACACCAAGAGCUCAAAGCACAACAAGAAGAAUCGGAGCCGCUCGCGGUCCCGUUCUCGGGAGAAAGAGCGGGCGCGGAAGCGCUCCAAGUCACGGGAGAGCAAACGCAACCGGCGCCGCGAGUCCCGGUCCCGUUCCCGCUCCAACACGGCCCCCUCCUCCCGCCGCGAUCGGGAGCGCGAACGCGAGCGCGCCUCGUCCCCGCCGGACCGCAUCGAUAUCUUCGGGCGCACGGUGAGCAAGCGCAGCAGCUUGGACGAGAAGCAGAAGCGGGAGGAGGAGGAGAAAAAAGCAGAGUUCGAGCGGCAACGGAAAAUUCGUCAACAAGAAAUCGAAGAGAAACUCAUAGAGGAAGAAACUGCUCGAAGAGUGGAAGAGCUUGUGGCUAAAAGAGUGGAAGAAGAGUUGGAGAAACGGAAGGAUGAGAUUGAGCGGGAGGUUCUCCGCAGGGUGGAGGAGGCUAAGCGCAUCAUGGAAAAACAGUUGCUCGAAGAACUCGAGCGACAGCGACAAGCUGAACUUGCAGCACAAAAAGCCAGAGAGGAAGAAGAGCGUGCAAAGCGUGAGGAACUAGAGCGAAUACUAGAAGAGAAUAAUCGAAAAAUUGCGGAAGCACAAGCUAAACUGGCUGAAGAACAAUUGAAAAUUGUUGAAGAACAAAGAAAGAUUCAUGAGGAGAGGAUGAAACUAGAACAAGAGAGGCAACGUCAGCAAAAGGAAGAGCAAAAAAUUAUCUUGGGCAAAGGAAAGUCUAGGCCAAAACUGUCCUUCUCACUAAAGAGCCAAGAUUAAAAUGCUACUCUGAACUCUUACAAGAAGAAAAAAAAAACAUUUAAAAAGACAAAACAACAACAAAAAAACACCACCAACAAAAAAACUUUGUAUGGUAGCUUCAUGUUGAAGUGUUUGUUUUUUUUCUCUCAAUUUUUUUUGUCUUUUUUUUUUUUUUUUUGAAAAUCUGGAAAGUUAGCUUGUUCUAAUAGGGGCUGUGCUCUGCAAUUCUUAAUUUUUUUUAAAAAACUCCAUUAAGGUAAACCCUUAUCAGAUCAUUGUUGCCUUUUAGAGAACUGUUCUCAUAGGUUUGUUUCUGUAUUAGUGGUCUGAAGCACAUCAGGUCACUGUGAAUUGCGAAUGAUCUGAUAAGGUUUUACGGACCUACUGAUCAGAGUUUGACUCUGAUAAUUGACAGAACUUUAUACUGGGUAUUGCUGACUCUUAAUUAUUUUUUUUAAAAGUCAGUGAAUACAAGAGUAAAUUGCCAUGGUAUUACUUGACCUCUGUGGCUUAUUGUUAAAUCAGUGUCCUAUGAUACUGUCCCAUUGUUGCGCUUGAUGUUCCUGAUACAGGUAAGGAAAUAGUUUGUCAUUUCUGCUAUGAAUACAUAGGGAGAGUUCAGUAUUGUCUCUGUUAGAUUUGUUUUUAUUACAUUGACAGCAUUCAACCAGCGUUCCCAUUGUGUAAAUAAACCAAUUUGCUGAAUAAAGUGAAAGUCUUAAAUUCA